Molecule: messenger RNA, 8556 nt
Organism: Rhinolophus ferrumequinum (greater horseshoe bat)
Lineage: Eukaryota; Metazoa; Chordata; Mammalia; Chiroptera; Rhinolophidae
Gene: KNL1
Product: kinetochore scaffold 1
Exons: 26
Coding region: 132-7124 (2330 amino acids)
Biological process (GO): attachment of spindle microtubules to kinetochore; protein localization to kinetochore; cell division
Cellular component (GO): nucleus
Source: RefSeq, a predicted model, not a curated record
GGAGGCAGUGUGGGCCUGUGAGGUGACGUCGAGAGCGGCGGUGACUUCCUCUCUCCGGAGCGCGGAUCCCAAACAAGACUGAGGAGAAUUUAUCAAGCAGAAGGCCGCGGAGGAAAAGGUUUUCUUCAAAAAUGGAUGGGAUGUCUUCAGAAACUAAAGAAGAAAAGGACAAUAUAGAGAGACCUGUUAGAAGACGACAUUCCUCAAUUUUGAAACCCCCAAGGAGCCCUCUUCAGGACCUCAAAAAUGGGAAUGAAAUAGUUCAGGAGCCCAAUGCUUUGAGAAACAAGAAAAGCUCUCGUCGAGUCAGCUUUGCAGAUACUAUAAAGGUAUUCCAGACAGAAUCUCAUGUGAAAAUAGUGAGAGAGUCAGAAAUUGCAGAAACAGAAGCAAGAGAAAAUGUUUUGUUUAUACAGAAUAAGAAUCCAGAAGAUAAUUACUGUGAGAUUACUGGGAUGAACACAUUACUCUGUGCUCCUAUUCAGACCCAGAUGCAACAGAGAGAGAUAUCGAUUACAGAACACAGCCAUGAAAAGAAACAUGCAAAUGACCAGACAGUCAUCUUUUCAGAUGAAAACCAGAUGGACCUGACGGCAAGUCACACCGUGAUGAUUACCAAAGGCCUUGCAGGUUAUACCAAAAGUGAAAAGUCCGCCAAGAUAGAUACCACAUCAUUUCUAGCUAACUUAAAGCUUUGCACUGAGGAUUCAAGAAUGCAGAAAGAAUUAAAUUUUUCCAUGGAUCAAAGCACUUCUUCAGAAAAGAAAAUAAAUUUCAAUGACUUCAUAAAAAGAUUGAAAACAGGAAAAUCUAAUAUUUCCACAGGACCUGAUAAAGAAAAUGCUGAAAUAUUUUUUCAUUCCAAAGGAUCAAAUAGGGCCUCUUCUGUAGAUCAAAUGCAUGUAUCUCUUAAUGUAGAUGAAAAUGGCAGUAAUAUGACUAGAAUCUUUAGAGAACAAGAUGAUGAUGGGAUGAAUUUUACCCAGUGUCAUACAGCCAACAUUCAGAGUUUGGUUCCCACAUCCAUUGAGGCCAGCUUAAGGGAAUUUAAAAGUGAUGAUAUUACAGUUUAUGGCAGUGCCUUGAUGGACUUGACAGUGAACCACACUGUACAAAUUUUACCCUCAGCAGACAAUUUAUCUGAAAUAGAAAAUCAAGCUCAGACUGUCAUGAUGGAUGUUACAACAGGUUAUAAAACCAAAUCUCCAGAAAAGAAAACUGUCUUUAAGAGUAAAAUGAAUACUGUUCUUCAAGACCCUUCAUUAAACCCAAAAGGUGAAGUACAUAUUACUAGAAGUCAUAUUACAGGGACAGAAACUCACUCCGUCACACAGACUUCUAAUCAAGAUGCCAAGACAUCGGCCAUGAUCCCAGAAUCUAUAUGUUCUAGUCCAGCUAUUCAAGAUUAUAAGACAUUUUUAUAUUCUAGCUGUAAUGAUGCUAUGGAACUGACCAAGUGUCUCUCAAGUAUGAGACAAGAAAAAAGUUUACUAAAGCAUGGCAGUAAUUAUUCCAAAAUGUAUCCCAAUCCAGAUGCUGCCUCUCUUAUAGAGAAAACUAUUUAUUCAGGAGAGGAUAGCAUGGACAUUACCAAAAGUCACACAGUUGCAAUAGAUAAUCAAGUUUUUAAACAAGAUCAGACAAAUGUACAGAUAGCAGCCGUACCAGUAUCUGAAAAAGAAAUGAUGCUCCAAAAUUACAUAACUAUGUCAAAGGAUGAGGAAAUGAAUGUAAAUUGUAGGUCAGUUCCUCAUGUAUCGAAGGAAGGAUUACAACAGGACCUGGCAAAUCCUCUAUCUAUUCCAUUGUCUGACAGAAAGACUGUAAUGUUCACAGGUGAAGAUAAGGAUUUGACUAAAAGCCAUACAACUAACAUAGGAAGUCAAGUUCCUCUUGCAUUUUAUAACCUAGCAUGUGAGAAUACAAAUAAAUCUCACUCUGACAACAAAAACCCUUUAGAUGAACGGGAAGACAUGACUAAAAGUCAUACUGAACCAUCCCGACAACCAAAUAUAAUACCUAAAAAUAUCCUAACUGACACCUGGGGCAAAGAAAAAGAUGAAGUUUUAAAGAUUUCACCCUAUCUUGAUAAAGAUUUUCCACAGUCAGCCAAUAUUAACCAGGACAAAGCAACAAGCCAUAAUAUAGUAUACUCCGGUAGAGAUCUUAAUAAACAAGUAGCACUGGGAAAUAAUAGAAAUACAAUUUCAUGUGAGCAAUCUUUGUUUCCUACCACAAAACUGUUUUCAUCAGAAGGACAAUCUGCCAUGAAAAAUCGUAACACUGCUGUUAACAGUCGUACAGUAAAAUCUGUACCAGGACAAAAUUCUAAACUGCCUGAGCCACUGAGGAAAAGUUUAGGCAAUCUCACCCUUGACUCUGCUCAUGACAAGACAAUUACUUGUUCAGAAGAGGAGCAAAAUAUGGAUCUAACCAAGAGUCACACUGUUGUCAUUGGAUGUGGUCCUUCUGAAAUACAAGAACUUGGUAAGACUAAUUCAGAAAACACAAACAGCCAACUAACAGUAAACAGACAAGUAGCUGUAAAAGUUGAAAAAUGUAAUAAAACUCCUAUAGAAAAAGCUGGAGUAUUUAUUUCUGAUGAUAUGGAUGUGUUGGAGGACACAAGUAUACAGAAACCUGGAUUUCUGCAUGAAAAGCAAGAUGUCAAAAUUUGUGGAAGGAAAAGUGUUGGCGGACUAAAACUUGAUAGGACUAUUAUAUUUCCAGAGGGUGAUUUAAAUGCUAUGGAUAUCACCAAGAGUUACACAGUGGAAAUAAAUCAUAGACCUUUAUUAGAUGAACAUGAUUCCCAUUUGGUGCCUUUGGCAGGAACUUCUAAAACUGUUUUGUGUACACGUGGGCAGGAUGACAUGGAGAUCACUAGAAGUCAAACAACUGCCAUAGAAUGUGAAACUGUCUCACCAGAAGAAAUAAUUACUAGGCCUGUGGACAAAACUGUCAUGUUUAUAGAUAGUCAUGAUGAACUAGAAAUGACAAAGUCUCACACUGUUUUCAUUGACUACCAAGCAAAGGAAAGAACUGUGCUCCCGGACAGACCUGACUAUGAACUAUCCAAAAGGAAAAGCCUAGUCAAACCAAAAGUGACUUCUGCUGAGAGUAUUUUCUUUCCACAGGAUGGUGAAAGUGACCUUUCAGCAAAAGGCAGCCAUCUAACACUGUUGGGGGAACAAUCGAAUAGUGGUCAUAUAGACAGAGCUGUACCAUUUGUAGCUGAGGAUAACAUGGAAAUGUCUACAUCAACCAGUUGGAAAAAUGACAAAGACGUGCAAGAGCUUGGAUUUCUGAAUGAACCUCUGUCAUGCAAAAGUCAAAGAAGGAAAAGCCUUAGACUCAAAAAUGCCAAACCUAUUGCAUUUUCAAAUAAUGAUAAAAAUGAUACGGAUGUCAUCCAGGGUUGUACAGUGAAAAUAAAUAACGAAAGUGCCCUGGAAGCCAGAGCGGACUCCCAUUUGGUGUCUUUGGCAGGAACUUCCAAAACUAUUUUAUAUACAUGUGGGCAGGAUGACAUGGAGAUCACUAAAAGUCACACAACUGCCUUGGAAUGUAAAACUAUCUCACCAGAUAAAGUAACCACUAGGCCUGUGGACAAUACUGUAAUGUAUGUAGAUAAUCACAGUGAUCUGGAAGUCACCAAGUCCCAUACUGUUUUCAUUGAUUGUCGAGCUGAGGAGAAAACACUUCAAGAGUGCCCUAAAUUUGGAAUAGCAAAAGGAAAAACCAUGAGUGUUUCUUUACCUACGGAUAGCAGCUCGGUUCAAGAAAUCAUUAAAAAACAGGCACAGGCUGCAGAAAACAAAAUUGUUCUUCACACUAAGCAAAAGCAUCAUGUGAUACCCUGUCCUGCUAAUACAUUGUCGGGGGGUCAAGGUGAGAUAGAAAUCAUCAAAUUCCAUAGCACUGCUGUGGAUGAAAAGGUCAGGCAGAAAGUUGUAGACCAGGCCCAUACAUUGGAAAAAGCCAAAUUUGAAGGCUGCCACUUAAAUAGCACAGACAGAAGAAAUGUGCAUUUUAUAAACAGUCGUGCAACUGCUAAGUUUGGAUCCAGCGAUAAUUAUUAUUCCUGUUUACCAAAUGUCAUUUCCUAUUUUGAUAAUUUGGAGGGGACUGUCAUGUCCUCAUGUGAUAAAGAUGAGAAAACCAGUAAUUGCCCAGCACAAAAUGAUCUUGCUAAUGCAAACGUUUUAGCCAGUGAAUAUGACUUGAAAUCUGAGAGACUGCCUCUCUCUGCUCCUUGUUCUUUGUUAGAGAAGGAAAAAGUUAUUCAAACCAAUACCCAAGGACAGUUAGACUGUAUCAAAACAGUGUUCAAAGAUCAAGGUCUGAUUAAGGAUCCCCAAAAUCUAUUAGCUAAUCAAACUUUAGUAUAUGGUGAAGAUUUGGGGGACAUAACGAAACUUGAUAGAAAGCAAGUAUCUUUGAAGCUUCCAGAGGAUCCAAUGCAGGCCUUUGUUGAUGUUUGUGUUCCUCCUCAGCUUCAUCUGUCAACCCAGCUAUCUUUAUCACCUCAACAAGGGCAUAAUAUUAUUAAUAAAGAUGAAAAAACAUUGUCUAAAUUUGAAAAUAAGAAUUUAAAUAUUAUAGGAAAUUCUUCUAUACCCACAUGUGGGAACGAGUCCAAAAUGCUCAGUAAUGAGAAACAGGUUACUGUAGCAUGUGAGAAAGAACUGAAGAAAAAUAUUCAAGCAGCGAAAUGUAGUACAGCUAUAGAUUUCCACAGUAACUCAGACUUGACUAAGCAAGUUAUUCAAACUCAUGCCAAUCUUAAAGAAAUGUCAGAUCCUGUAUUUGCAUCUAAUGCUGCAAAUUUUAGUAGUGUCAAACCAAAUCUGAAUAAUAUGUGUGAGAAAACUGAAGAAUUUUUAGGUUUCCAAACUGUCCAUAUUCCACCUUCUCCAGAACCAUUACUUAAAUUAGUAAGUAAGGCAGACAAUGAUAUAAGUAUAGUGCAAACCACAGAAAUGCAUAAUAUUAACACAGUGCCCAGCAAUGUUAAAGAUAAUAGAGAUGAAGAAAAUAAAAUUUCUCAUAGUGGAGCUGAAACCAACGCUCUACCAUUAAUGACAGCUGUAACAGAUAAAGUGAGGAGAUGUUCUUUGGGAAUAUUUUUGCCCAGGCUGCCAAAGAAGAGAAAUUGUAGUGUGACUGGUAUUGAUGACCUGGAGCCGAUUCUGUCAGACACAACUGAUUUAAAUCACUUCGAAACUCAGCCGGGCUCCAGUAAGGAUUCAGGCAUUGGAUUUAUUGCAGCUAAAAUGAACUUAAGUCCAUCUCAGUAUAUAAAUGAGGAAAAUCUUCCUACAUAUCCUGGUGAGAUUAAUUCUUCAGACUCUAUUAGCAUAGAAACUGAGGAAAAGGCUUUGAUUGAGACAUACCCAGAAGAGAUUUCACCAUCUGUAAAUAAAAUGGAAGAAACCUGCAAUAGCCAGAAAAGAACCUGGGUGCAAGAAGAAGAUGAUGAUAUUCAGAAUGAGAAAAAAAUCAGAAAAAGUGAGAUUAGGUUUCGUGAUACUGCACAAGAUCAAGAGAUUUUUGAUCACCAUGCUGAAGGGGAUAUAGAUAAAAACGCUAACAGUGUAUUGAUAAAAAGCCCAAGCAGGACCCCAUCUAGUUGCAGCAGUUCUCUGGAUUCAAUGAAGGCUGAUGGGACCUCUUUGGACUUCAGCACAUACCGCAAUAGUCAAAUGGAGUCACAGUUUCUCACAGACACUAUUUGUGAAGAGAGUUUGAAGGAGAAACUCAUAGAUGGGAGAAUAACAAUAAAGGAGUUCCUUAUACUUCUUCAGGUCCACAUUUUGAUACAGAAACCCCGACAGAGCACUCUCCCAGCCAAAUUUACUGUGAACACACAACCUACUCUGGAAGACCUGAUGUUAAGUCAGUAUGUUUACCGACCCAAGAUACAGAUUUAUAGAGAAGAUUGUGAGGCUCUUCGCCAAAAGAUUGAAGAAUUAAAGCUUUCUGCAUUGAACCAAGAUAAACUGUUGACUGAUGUAAAUAGGAACCUAUGGGAAAAAAUGAGACACUGCUCUGAUGAGGAGCUGAAGGCCUUUGGAAUUUACCUGAACAAAAUAAAAUCCCAUUUUACCAAGAUGACUAAAGUCUUCACUCACCAAGGAAAAGUGGCUCUCUACAGCAAGCUGGUGCAGUCAGCUCAGAAUGAGAGGAAGAAACUUCAGAUAAGGGUAGAUGAGAUGGACAGCAUACUUAAGAAGAUUGCUAACUGUCUCACUGAGGUGGAAACAGAAACUAAGAAUUUGGAGGAUGAAGAGAAAGACAAUCCUAUGGAAGAAUGGGAUUCUGAAAUGAGAGCUGCAGAGAAAGAACUAGAACAGCUGAAAACUGAAGAAGAAGAGCUUCAAAGAAAUCUCUUAGAACUGGAGGUACAGAAAGAGCACACCCUUGCUCAAAUAGAUUUUGUGCAAAAUCAAACAAACAGAACUAAAGAACUACUGGAUCAGUUGAGCUUGUCUGAGUGGGAUGUCAUCGAGUGGAGUGAUGAUCAAGCUGUAUUCACCUUUCUUUAUGACACAAUAGAACUCACCAUCACCUUUGGAAAGCCAGUAGUUGGUCUCCCUUUCCUGAGCAAGGCUUAUAGGAAGAUUGUUGACCUGAAUUUUCAUUCUCUGUUAGAUGAGGAUAAAGCUCCUCCCUCCUCCCUUUUAGUUCAUAAACUUAUUUUCCAGUACAUUGAGGAGCAGGAAUCCUGGAAGAAGAAAUGUACAACACAGCAUCAGGUACCCAAGAUGCUUCAAGAUAUCUCAUUGGUAGUGAGCCAUUGCAGACUUCUUGGAGAGGAGAUUGAGUUUUUAAAGAGAUGGGGACCAAAUUAUAACCUAAUGAACAUAGAUGUGAAUAAUACUGAAUUGAGGCUUUUAUUCUCCAGCUCUGCAGCAUUUGCAAAAUUUGAGAUAACUCUGUCUCUCUCAGCCCAUUAUCCAUCUAUCCCGAUACCCUUCUCCAUUCAAAAUCAUCUUGGAAUCAUUGGCCGAGAUGAAAUUGCUGCCCUUCUAUCUAAAGUGCCACUGGGGGACAACUACCUAAAGAAUGUAGUCAAACAAAUUUACAGAGAUCUGCUUCAGGACUGCCGUUUCUACCAGUAGACCCUUGACCACAGCUGUAACAACCAAGCACAGUAAACUUAAUGAUACUAUGUCAGAGUCUCCAUUGUUGUUUAAUCUUCAUCUUUAGGUCCUAGAAAGAAGCCUAAUAAAAUACCUUCUGAUGAUGUUAUAGUUAAUUUGUAGGGUUAGUUUUUAAAUCUCUACCGUCAGGAGUAACGAAAGGCCUCAAAUAGCCUGCUAUCAACUUGCUCAUCUUUCUACUAAAGGUUUAAGUAGUAGAACACUUAGGGAAAAUAUCUCCUAACUAAAGUGGUGCUCUCUGCGUUAGUACAAGUCCAAAGGAGUAACUUUUAAGUAUAAGUGUUACCACUGACAAAAACAUGAGCACUUCCCCAUAUAUAGAACUGUGAUUUUUAUCUGCAUAGCAGAUAUUUCUGGAAUAGACAUGUCUGUCUACAAACUACUCAUCUUCCUUUUUCCCCAUUCCAGAAAUGUUAUUAAGAGAAAGCAAUAGCACUCAAUUAUUGGAUUGGAUGCCAUCUUUUCUUGAGGGCCUUGUUUCCUUUUAUUAUAUAAUAUCUAUCAGUAUUUUUUUAAUAAGUAUGUUUUGUAGGGAAAGUUCAUUCAUUUUGGUCCAGUGCAUAUAUGUAAAUAUACUGAUUUUGUGUUUGUGAUGUAGUCAGGAAAUGUAUAUAGAAAUACACAGAUGCAUAGAGAGAUACCCUUCUGCCUGGGCAGUUUCCAUAUUUCUGAAGGAUGCUUUAUGGAAAUGUUCUCAAUUCCUUUUAUUAAAUAAUUACACUUCAAACAAUAUCAUACCCAAAACACCAGUUUUGUCAAAUUCUGGCAGUAGUAAUAAGCUUAAUAUAAGUAUUGGUUUCUGAAGCCAUACCCCUGUCAUAUACAAAAAACAAAAAUAUCCAUUGAUAGUGAAUGAUCAAUAUCAUCUGUGAGAUAGACAAAUAUGAAAAAACUUUUACCCAAACUUUAGUCAAAUUCUAAUCAUGAUAAUUUUUGUUUAUUUUAUAUUUAAUUCUAAGCUAAAAUAUAUUUACAUUUUAAAUUAAUUCAUCUUAAAAUUGUGCUUAAUACUUUAAGAUAAGGUUAAAGUCUUAUGGGUCUCGUGAAUGUUAUCUUCCCUCGUGGUUUGCUUUGACUUCUGAGUUAUUAGUCAAAAGGUUCCAUGGUCUUUUAAGCUUCAAAAGUCAAGACACAACUCAUUUGCCAUAAAAAUCAAGAUGUGGAUGUUCCCUAUUUCUAUGAACUCCUUGAAAAACUUUUAAAGUCAACAAUAUGAUCUGUUUCCGAUGAAAUAAAUUACUUUUCCUACUGGAGUUGUUUUCUUUCUUUUCUGUAAGCCUGAAAAGUAGAAGUUGUGUUUUAUGCAUUUUGGUAACCUGGAAUGAUCAAUUCCAAGAAUGAUUUGGCUUGUAAUGAUGUUCUCUGUUUUCUUCGGUUUGGAGUACAUAAU